Molecule: messenger RNA, 13945 nt
Organism: Lymnaea stagnalis (great pond snail)
Lineage: Eukaryota; Metazoa; Mollusca; Gastropoda; Lymnaeidae
Source: the annotation of a GenBank genome assembly
GCACGAUGUACUAAACAUAAAUAAAACGAAAGUCGGUUGGUAAACAUGAAGUCCAAAAGAGGUGGAAGGAAAGAUUAUAGCGCAAGUAGAAAGCCUGAAAAAGCCGUGGAGUAUGUUAUAAUUAGUACAAUCGGGGCUUACUAAAAAUUGGCUGGUACAAAUUGGCUUACUUGUUUUAGGAAACCUAUUAGAUUUCUUAACGUAAUUACGGAAUACCCCACUCAGCCAAGUCAACUAAGUCUAAGUUACUAAGUUAAGUACCGUCCAAGAGUGCCAAGACUCAAGACCAAUGACCAACUUUAACCCUUCUUUCUAAAUUCUAAGUGAAACAUGACACAUGUUAUCAUCAUAUGCAUUUUCAUUAUGCAACCUGCACAGUUGUCAGUGAGUGCAAAGCGCUCGGCUAAUACAGUUUACACUUGGCGUUUCCUCUGCGCCUUGUUUUAAAGUGUUUUGGCACUUUUUUUUGUUUGUUUACACUGCCUCCUUCUUUGUUUCCAUAAUGGCAAACAGAGAUGCCUACCAUGUAAAAAAGGAGUGCUAAAGCAAAGGGGGGGGGGGGGGGCUAAAAUAAUGUCUGUUCCUUGCACCACUUGAGGUUCUGUGUAGAAUUCUCUCCCUUUUGUUUAUUCUUGGAAUUUUACUGAGUUAUCUUUUCUUAAAUGUUAUUGUUAUGGAAUUUUAAAAAUAGACCUUUCAUCCAGUGGUUUAAUCCUUUCGUUACCAAUGACGUCGACGGGACAUCACAAUCACCCACUUUCAAUUACCAUGGACGUCACAGUGUCUUUAUAACAAAGAGGCAUAGAACUUUUCUGAAAUACCAAGGACGUCACGUCGACGUCAUAUUUCAAUGCUAUAUAUUUUUUAAUUCGUUAAUCUAUACAGAAAUUAAUAAGCGGAUCAAAUAGAGAAUGAAUAAAUACCGAACGUUUCUUGUUUAAAAAGUUUUUUAUUGCUGAGUCGGCAAAAAUCGCUGCCAAAACCAGCGGUAAGGAAAGAGUUAAUAAAAUAUGUAAAAUAAAGUAAAGCUAAAUUUUUCAGGCAUCCUAGAAUGGAUUUUGAUUUUUCUAACAACUUUUGUAUUUUAUUUUUUAACUUCAAUAAAGUGUAAAAGGUGUAUUCGAUGAAAUAGUAAGUUGGGUUUUCAUUAUUUUGAAUAUUUUAAAAAAAUCUAAUCUUUUCAUUCAAGUUGACUCUUUUUCACAGUAUAGUCCUAUAUGUAACUAUAAUAUACGAACAUGUAGAUUUAGGGUUCCUUUUAGGCAUUAGGCUAAUUAGGUCAUAUAUUUUUGGUUUGAUGAUUUAUGUUUAAGUGGGGGGGGGGGGGGGGUUUUUUUUUGGGGGAAUUUAGGGGUUAAUUAACAUCAAUUUAGGGGGAAUAAUUUUAUGGUGGAAUUUAUGCUUGAGUUAAGGAUACUGACUUAGCAUUUGAGUUAGGUAGAGAAGUAGAUUUAAGGAUUGAAGGUAUUUCUCUAAAAAAUAUUUAAUUAAAUCUUAGGUCGCUAAAACUGCACUUUUUUUUCCUUUCACCUCCCCUUUUUAGCAGACGUGUUGGCACAAUUUUUUUUACACAGCCACCAUUUUGGUUGUCUGACACGUCUCCCAUCAUGGCAACCAAGAUGGCGGCCAUGCGAAGUUAGUGGUGUGCCGAACAGACAUUUACCAAUGUGUCUUAGCUACUUACAGAGACAAAAGAAAAUUAUAAGGAAAACAUUUUUUUAAAAGACAUUUUUUAAAGCUUCUCUUGCAUGAAAAUGAUAAUAUGAAAGAACAGUUAAUAGUUAAUUGGAAAAAGUGAAAAAUAAAUACAUAUUAAAGUAAAAAAAAACAUUGAAAAUUAAGCCCCCCUCACAAAAAAUAUGCAUAUGUAAUGAAAUAUUUUUUUAACAAAAACUUUUAAACCUAAAAUCUAUAACUUAACCUAAUCUGCAUGGUAAAUAACCCAAGUGGGAAAAUAAGGAUUGCUUCCUCAAGCAUUAAUUUUCAAACCUAAAACCUUUGACCUAACCUAAACCCAAAAACCAUAUGGUUAUGUGAUAAAGUUACCCACUGUAGUGAGAAAAUAGUAAAUUUGAAUAAAAAGAGUAAAAUUAUUUUUAAAUAUUCGAAAUAAUGAAAACCCAUAUUUCAUUUUCAUUGAAUAAAAUUUAGUACACUUUCUAACCAGAAAUAAAAUCUAAAAUAUGUCAGAAAAGUCAAAAUCCAUUUUACAAAAUGAACAAAGGGUCACAUCUGGCAAAAAACGUUGUCCUUAAAGAUUAAAAUUAACCAUGCUAUGAAAUAUUAGUUUUAAAAAACCUGCAAUAAACAAAAUUCCAUUGGCGUAUUAAUAUAAAAAAUAUAGGACAAGUUUAGUUUUUUUACUUUUUCAUAACCUCCGCAAUUUUCAUUUUAAAAUUGCGGCAGGUUUAUUUCUUAAUUAAAUUAUUUAAAUUAAUUAGACAGGUUUUGAGUAAACCUCAAUUGGUCCUAACUUCUUAGAAUAAUUAUAAGAAAUAUACAAAGGGUAGAAGAAAACCUGACUAAGGACAAUAACAGACAGUGAAUAUUUUGUCCAAAAAACUUUCGACAGUGAAAAUAGAGACAAGCACUCUUAGCUUGUUGUAUAGAUAUGUAUUCUACAGGAAAUGGUAGACAUAUGCAACUUGGAAGUGACCCAUGAAAUCAAAGAAUUUACCUAUGAGCUUAACAGUAAACCUAAAAUAUUAGAAAUAAGUAAAUAAAUUAAAUUUAAGACAUUAUCGGCAAUUACUAUAAAACAGCAGCAUGCUUCUAUUCAUAAGCAAAUAUUCGGGUUGAAUCCUGGUUUUUUGGGUUUGAUUUAUAUUUUUAUUUGCAGAGAUGAAUCUGAUGAAGAUGUCGGUGACAUUUUUACAGAUGAGAUCAGUGAAUUUACAGAUGCAAGAAACAAAGUAUGAUUUAUUUAAUCUUUUAGUCAUUGAAACAAAAACACUUAGAAAAAAAACUAUUUACUUGGCUUUUGUUUAUUUUGUAAAAUAACAUCUGAAUUAGUUAAACAAAAUUAAUGUAUUUUUCUUUUUUUUUUUCAUGACAGAUUGAUCUCGGUGAUCACAAUGAAAGUGAAGGCGAGGAAGAGGUGAGAAUCUAUUUCACGACUCCACUUGUUGUGUUUAUUUUUUUUAUUAAGUAAAUAUUUGAUCAAAAGCAAAAAUGUCUAAAAAAAUAUUCCAAGUUAAUUUAAAAGUAAGAUAUUUCAGUGCCAUACUGUCCAUACUAUUUUACUUCAAUUUAAACAAUGAACAUGCAAUAUAAUUAUUAAAAUAAGUUUACUGUUUUAUGUCUUUGGGUCUAUCAGCACAUUAAUUGAUGAUUUGAAUUGUUGAUAAGACUUGCUUAUUUUCUCAUUCCUUUUGACAUUAAUCAUCGUUAUGAUAGGAGGAAAUGUUUGCUUUGAUGGAUGAAGAAGAAGAGAGUGAUGAAGAAAUUGGGGAAUGGUCGAAACGUCUCAAGCAAAUAAAAUUUCAAGCUAAACUAGAAAAUAAAAAGCCAUUGCCGGGAGGUAGGUCAUACUAGUUUUAUUUUUGUGUGAUGUUCUACUUAAAGAAAAAAAAUUUUUUUUGUCCUGGAUAACAUAGAGACUGAUGUUGAUGCUCAGUUGUUAUGAAUUUUGUUAUAUUGACUGAAGGAGUUGCAUACACAAUAAAUAAGCCCCUUGCAUUUCACUAACAAUCCCAAGAAUUUAUUGCUCAUGAUAUUUAAGCGCUUACAGCUAAAUUAUGUUUUAAGUUAUCUCUUAGGUCAUCUGUUAUCAAAUGAAUGGAACGCGAAGGCUGAGAUGACAAUGAUAAUGACCAGGCAUGGGCAGAAAUAAUAUUAUUUUACAUGAAUGAAAAAAAUCUACAUAAGAUUGCAAGGGGAGUGAGGGAUAUGAGGGGUUGUUGGGUUGAUUAUAAGAUGAGGUUAAGGGACGGGUGGGCUAACAUUUUCAUGGAUUCUGAUUUGCUCAUUAAAGUGCUGACGAUAAGUUUGUUUGGUUUAUCUGCAUUUCAUAUGUGCAGAGAUUUUAAAGAAUGCAUAUUCAUGUUACUAGCUUUACAAUUACCGUUUAUUCUUAAGUUUAGAAGAAAGUUUUGUGUAUAGCAAAGACAAAAACAAAUCAUACGUUAUAUUCAUUUCAGUGGUUAUUUUUAAAUUACAGUUAAUAUUUGAACAAGAAUUUAAGGCAAGAAUAUAAAUAAUUCAUUCAUGGGGGUACUUUUCCAUAUAAUACAGAAACAAUUUAUGAAUUAAACUUCUACAAAUAGAUAUUUUAAAAUUAUUAUACAGUAACAGUUUACAAAUUAAACUGCUAUAAAUAUAUUUGAAAAAAUUAUAAUUUGGAAACAAUUUACAAAAAUGAAACUACUAUAAAUAGAUAUUUAAAAAGAAAACAUAACUUCAGUUUUGAAAAAAAUUAUUAUAAGAUCUAGACUAUACCGUAAUGUUUAAUAGCUUUAUAGAAUGAAGAAAAUGCUUUAAAAUGUCUUUAUCAAAAACUUCCUCUUACUUCAGAUUCAGCAGAGAAGUCAUGGGGAAACAAAAGAGGAGUUUUCUAUGGUUCAGGGGUUAAAAGGAAACCAAAGGAGGCUGGUCAGUACAUUUCUAUUACCAGUUACUUAUUAUUAAGGCUUAUAAAAAAAAUACAGUUUGCAUUGAAAGUUCUGUUUCAUGUUUUAUGAAGGUAAGUCUUACAUUUUUUUUGUUACAUGAAAAGAAUUUUAUGAUGAUAUACAUUUUUUAAACAUGAACGCUAAACCUAACUCAAACUCUUGAUUAGAAUUGGUGACAUAGUAGUGAAACCUGAAAAACUCCUGUUUAUUUUGCCAUAUAAAUAAUCUUCUAGUAAGUGAUGAGGAAGAUGAGUGGACCAUGGAAGAGAAAGAAAUUGAAAAGUUACAGAAGAGAUUGGAUGAAGAUAUCGAUGAAGAAGAUUUUUUGGUACCAUCACUCCUCAUUAAAGUAAGUAUUCCAUAAUAUUAACUUAACACUGUAUUGGAUUGUGUGUGGUGUGUCAGACUUUGACCUGAGUGCACCCGAGGUUGAGUUUUUGCUACAGAUAUUUUUAUGACAAUCUUUUGUAUAUUAUUUUUUUUACCGCAGUGUUGAAAAAGAAAAAAGUUUGUCAGGGUAUUUGAGCAUGUCAAAUGAAUAUUUAUUCAAUAGUUUUGUAGCCAAUAAGUCAAUCUUUUUGUUUAAAAAUCUUUAUGUUGAAAGAAAGCCAAACCUGUUGUGUCUGAAGAUUUGACAGUAAAGAGAGAUUUGACUUCAACAGAGAAACAAGAGGUAAGAAACAAAAUGUUGUGUGGAAAACUUGUAUUUACUAAUUACUAUUAUUUCUUGAAUGUAUAAAUCUUGGUUUUCCUACGUAAAAAAAAAUAUCACACAAAAAUUAAUUAGGCAUUUAAAGAUGGUUAAAUAGGGAAAUUUUUAAUUUUUAAUCAAGGCUUGGACAAAGACAUUUUUAGUAAAGUUUGAAAAUAAAUUAGAAAUGAGGGUGGUUUUUGUAGUUUCAACAACUAAAUGGCUUAAAUAUAAACUAGUGAUAUUAAUUGGACAUACUUUCGCACAUACAAAAAUGGUUAAAAACAUACAUGAAGAAAUAUAUCAACUGAAUGAAUUUUUUUAGACUAUUUGUUAUUCAAAUUUUCUGAAUUACUACUAUUUUUCUGAAAAUGUUUGAUAUUUUUACUGAUUCCCCAAUAAGAUCACUAAGCAAGUGUUGAUGAUUACUGCUUUGCAUACAUGCAGUUUAUAUUUUUCAAGCUGUCCAAAUUUUAUUUUUAAUGACCAUUUGAGCUUCAAGUGCAUGCACACCAUUCAUUGGCUCUUAGUGAUAGCAACACACCAUUCAUUGGCUCUUAGUGAUAGCAACACACCAUUCAUUGGCUCUUAGUGAUAGCAACACACCAUUCAUUGGCUCUUAGUGAUAGCAACACACCAUUCAUUGGCUCUUCUUAGUGAUAGCAACACACCAUUCAUUGGCUCUUAGUGAUAGCAACACACCAUUCAUUGGCUCUUAGUGAUAGCAACACACCAUUCAUUGGCUCUUAGUGAUAGCAACACACCAUUCAUUGGCUCUUGGUGAUAGCAACACAACAUUCAUUGGUUCUUAGUGACAGCAACACACCAUUCAUUGGCUCUUAGUGAUAGCAACACACCAUUCAUUGGCUCUUAGUGUUAGCAACACACCAUUCAUUGGCUCUUAGUGACAGCAACACACCAUUCAUUGGCUCUUGGUGAUAGCAACACACCAUUCAUUGGCUCUUAGUGAUAGCAACACACCAUUCAUUGGCUCUUAGUGACAGCAACACACCAUUCAUUGGUUCUUAGUGAUAGCAACACAACAUUCAUUGGCUCUUAGUGAUAGAAACACAUAAUUCAUUGGCUCUUAGUGAUAGCAACACACCAUUCAUUGGCUCUUAGUGAUAGCAACACACCAUUCAUUGACUCUUAGUUUUAGCAACACACCAUUCAUUGGCUCUAAGUGACAGCAACACACCAUUCAUUGGCUCUUGGUGAUAGCAACACACCAUUCAUUGGCUCUUAGUUUUAGCAACACACCAUUCAUUGGCUCUUAGUGACAGCAACACACCAUUCAUUUGCUCUUAGUGAUAGCAACACACCAUCCAUUGGCUCUUAGUGAUAGCAACACACCAUUCAUGGGCUCUUAGUGAUAGCAACACACCAUUCAUUGGCUCUUAAUGAUAGCAAGACACCAUUCAUUGGCUCUUGGUGAUAGCAACACACCAUUCAUUGGCUCUUAUUGAUAGCAACACACCAUUCAUCGGCUUAUAGUGAAAGCAACACACCAUUCAUUGGCUCUUAGUGAUAGCAACACACCAUUCAUUGGCUCUUAGUGAUAGCAACACACCAUUCAUUGGCUCUUAGUGAUAGCAACACAAAGAUACUUCAUUAUUCUAGUUGAUGUUUACAUUUGUGCAAUUUUAUAAUACGUAUAGUUCAAGAAAAAACUUCACCCAGAAGCAGAGCCAUUGAAAGAAGAACUGAACAAAUGUGUAAGUUCAUUUUGAGAUGUUCAGCAUAAUUAAAACUGUACUGAAAUAAAAUGUUCAGAGAUACUUCAUGUUUUUAAAAAAAAAUAUGUACCGGUAUCAAUCAAUCUUUAUUUCUUUAAAAAAAAUAAACAAUGGCUGAUAAUCAUGCUUUAUUUUUUUUUAUUGUGUUAAGUGUUAAAAAAAAAAUUUUGUGUUUGAAUUAUAAUAAUAAUACUUAAUAAUAAUGUAUUUUUGUUUUGUUAACUCUUCAGAUUGAAGAAUUGGAAAUGUUAAAAGACAAGAAAGGUUGGAAGGUGGAGAGUAGGGACACAUGCUUCAGAUUGUAAGUCUUCUGAAGUCUGUACUAACGUGAUGACACUUGAGGGUACAUAGUGGCGCCAACUUCUUCCGGCAUAAUUAUUUUAAUUUUAUGUGGUUGACAAUAGGAGGAAGCGCUUGAAUUAAAAUUAGUUAUUGAAAUGAAAUCAAAAUUUGAAAAACAUUGCAAUAAAUUUUAUUUCAAGAAGAAAAUGGAUCAAUUAAAUAAUUCAGUUAAGUGCAGAUUAUUAUUAUUUAAAGCUUAUUGUAUAACAAUGUCUUUUCAAGGUAAUGGGAGAAAAUUAUUAAAGUCUCAUAUGAUCUGCUAAUAGGCAGAUAUCGCCCCACUUAGUUCCCUGUCUAUAGGCCAAUUACCCCUCUAAAUUCCCUCAAAUAUUUCCAUAAAAGUUGGUUUUAGAACAAGUAUCUAAGGGAAUUGUUUUACAUUUAGAAAUAUUCUUCUACAGACUUCUUCUCGAUCAAAAGGAUCUAGAAUUUUUUUUUUAGGUCUUCAUAUUGGACUAGAUAACUAUAAAACAAUAAUAUUAAUAAUUUAAAUAGAAUGACAUACAAAAAAAAACUGUUCUUUAUUUUAGAUUGGCAGCCAACAUUGCAUUCUAUCUUCAUAUGAUUGAGAAUGAUGAAGACUGCCGGGGGCAUCCUGUCAUUAAGAGGAUCGUUCAAUGGAAGAAGGUCAGUUCUUUUCAUGGAUGUCUGGGAAUGUCAGUUCUUUUCAUGGAUGUCUGGCAAUGUAAGUUCUUUUCAUGGCUGUCUGGCAAUUUAAGCUCUUUUCAUGACUGUCUGGCAAUUUAAGUUCUUUUCAUGACUGUCUGGAAAUGUAAGUUCUUUUCAUGGCUGUCUGGCAAUGUAAGUUCUUUUCAUGGCUGUCUGGCAAUGUAAGUUCUUUUCAUGGCUGUCUGGCAAUGCACUUUCUUGACAUUUCCAAAGAUGUUAUUUUUCUCACUGCACUGAAAUGGCCUUAAUCACAAAUAAUAAAAUGCCAGUGUAAAGUGUCCUUUUCUUGUAAUUAACUUAAAGCCUUGCAUUUUUUAUUACCUAUAUCAAUUAUUAUUUUUUUUAAAUUUAUUAAAAAUGUUUAAUUUUUUCAAAAGUUGGCUAAAAUGUAUGAAGCCAUUCCAAGAGAUCAGAUGGAAGCCUCAGAUGAAGAUGAUAAUGAACAUGAUGAAGUUACUAAUGAUGAGACCAAAAAUAAUUCACCACAAAAACUAUCCAGGAAACGGCCACGGUUAGCUCAUUUUUGUCACAUUUAGAAAUUAAUUCAUAGUUUAUCAUUAUCAUAUUAAAGACAGCAUUUGGGGAUGAAUUCAUAGUUUAUCAUUAUCAUUUUAAAGACAGCUUCGUUUUCUUUCUGAAACUUGGAUGACUCUUGUUUGAUGAGUGUUGGACCCAAGGGAGUUAAUAAAUUUUAAACCUAACCCGGCAUUUUUCACUCCUUACAGAAAUUUGUGUUUGUUUUCUUAUGAAUCAUUACACACUCUGUCAUUACACACUCUGUCAUUUACACUUCCAUUUUAAACCAUUGACCUUGUAUUUAUCCGUUUACUAUAUCUCAUUGAUAUAUUAAAUUAUUUAUGUUUUCUAUUUACAUGCAUUUUUCAGGGCUGAAGGUGAGGAUAGUGAUGAUGAGAUUGAUGAGGAAAUGGAAGAGGAAAAUGCUAAUGAGAUAUCAGAGGAAGGGGAGAGCAGGCCAAUUACUUAUGAGGUUGGUUUUGUUGUAUUAUGCUUGUCAAGUUGAAUGAUUCAACAUGUUCAGAUGGAUUAGCGUUUGGAUAUAUAGCCAAUCAGUAAUUUCCAGACUAACGUAUAUAUUAGAGAUGGUGGUCCUCUAUCACUAAACAAACAUUCAAGAAAAAGAAAAAAAAAACUGCAAAGAGUCUGGAUGCUACCUUGCAAAGGACAAAAAAAAGGAUGAGAAAUUUGUUUGAUUUUUUUCAUUUUGAAUUUUAAGUGCUAACAAGAAUUCUAAUUUAUUUCAGUUUUUGUGUGUGUUAAGAGUUCAUUUUAACUUUAUGUCAUUUUAGAUUGAGAAAAAUAAGCCUAAGAAGAAAACAGCUCCCAACAAUCCCCGUGUCAAGCACAGAGAAAAAUUCAGGAAGGCCAAGAUUCGCAUGAAAGGAAAGGUAUGUCAUUUUUUUCUUCAAAUCUUCUAGUAGUUUUGUUCAAGAUUAUAUUAACUUUUUAAAUAGAGGGUGGGGGCGGGGGAGGUGGUUUCCAACUAAAUUUAUACUGCCCCCUCUUCCCUUUGGGGGUAGCACACUAAAAAGGUUUAUGAGUAGUAAAUUCUAAAAAAAAAGUUCAACUCUGGACAAGUGAUAGAAGUAUUUUACAACUAAAAAAGUCCAUUAUCAGAAAGGGAGGAUAAAAAGAAAGGAAGAAAUACUUACUGUUACCUUAAUACUGUUUGCAUUCAGUAAAUUAUAAUUUGGGACGCUAAAAGAUUACUUAAGGGGAGGUGCGGGUGAGAAAUUGACGAAAAUGGCAAAUUUUGAAUAAUUUUUUAUUAUUAGCUAUUUGGUUUUAUUAACCAUUUCUCUAUUACAUUUUUAUAUUUGUUUUUAUAAAAGUAAGUUAGAAUAUAUAAUAAAUUACAAAUUUCCUGACCCUAUCAAUCAGAAAAAUGUCAAAAUUGUCCUAUUUUUAGUGUUUUUACCCCUUUGUUAUGAGUAUUUGGAAUCGCCCAAUCCCUACGUCUUUGGCAUGGUUGGAAAGAUGGUGAUUUCGGGGUCAAGAUAAAUAUAGCUUAUGAUCACAAAGAAAACUACAAAAGCAACCGAACCUCUCGAUCGCCGGUAAUGUCUAGCAAAAUUUGGUAUUUUCCUGUCCUACUUCGUGUAUCACGUGAUAAAACCCUGACCUUUGAAUAAAAUAAGCAUUUUGAUUGGUUCCUAUGUAGGAAAUCUGUUUAUAAAGGUCACUUCCGGUAUAAACAAAACCGUAUCUAAUUUCGUGAAUCCUAGCAAGUUCGAUAUGUAAUUUGUCGGUAAUAAAUUCAUUUGAGGAGUUAAAAAACAACUAAAUAAGUAAAUAACCACACAAAAUGAGUUGGCUUUGAUUAAUUGCCAUAAUAAACAUGAUUAAUGCUUCUCCUUUUCGGAGAAGACCAAGACUGAGUACACUAAACUACUAAGACUAAGCCUACUCCUAGGCCUAGUGCUAGUCGCUUCAAGUUCAAGCAUCGCUACGCUACUUUACCAGCAGGAAAAACAUAGAAAAAUACUAUGCCUUGGUAAGUCUUACAAAUCUAUUUUUCAUUUAGAUUCAAAUUUAAAGUACGGUAUCAAUUAUUUAUAAGGCUAAGCCUAUACUGUGCUCACUAUACACCAUUGAAUGAGGGCUAUACUUAUACUUUAUUAUAUUAGUAUUAGUAAUAAACACUGUUACUUUGGUGAUAGUGAACUGUAGUAAAAAUAAAACAUAUAAAUUUUAUGAAUUUAGUUAUUGUGACAUUUGUCUUACACUGUCCUAUAUUUAUAGCUAUUAAAAUGGUAAUAUGAAAUUAAAUGUAAUACAUUUCUCUUUUUUUUUAUUGCAUCGCAAAUAACAUUGUCAUUAGUGUUAUUUUAUUUUAAAGUAAAGUAAGAGUAAGAGCCCUAACAAAUUUUGCUUGAAAUACGUGUCAACAAGUAUGACCUAUCAGUCAUUAAUUUCAUUAUAGCCUUAUAUUUUUAUUGAGAAGCAUUUAAUAAAAAUAUCUAAAUACAAGUUUAUUGUUUUCAGGAAUCAUUGAGGAGACGCGCAAUGAGGUUGCGGAACACAACAAACCACAACAUGCAUUAUAUUUCCUGUUGAUAAACUACACUGAUCUGUUGUGCCUAGGUCCAUUUAGCCCAAAGGACAAUAUGCACAUGAAAAAGAAGGAGUGCCCUAAGUGUAUUCCAAUGUUUCAGAUUCCUCGGCGCAACAUAUGUUCGAUGCAUCGAAAUAAAACUACGGUAACCUCAGGCAGAGGAUGCAAGAGAAGACUAACACAGAUUACAUCACAAAACUCAUUACGUGUUAUUCAAGGACAAAAAGAAUAAGACAGUAGUUGAAAGAAACAUAUCAAUAAUUCCCUUAUUUUAACAUUGUAUCUCUCUGCGAUGUGAUUUUCAACAUGACGAGUGUCAAAAUUUGAUACAGUAACUAAUUAGAUUUUACAAUGGAGUUAUUGCUCAUGAGUUUUCUGGCUCACACAAAAAACAGUUAAUAUGCUUUUGUGGAAAAAUACAUGUUGCAACUCAAGUGAUUCAAAAGUUGUGAGAUAGAAAUCAGAAAAUUUACAACUGUCAAUAUUCAUUCCGUCAUUAGACCUCAUAGAACUUACAAUUUUUUCUUUACAAGAAUAAGAGUUGCAUUUUCAGCAUUCAUGGACAAUGCCAAAUAACUCUUUGGAAUUGCAUAUUUACCUAGCUUAAUUUUAUGAUGCUGAAAUUCUCCAAAAUAAGCGAAUUAUUAUUUUUUCGACAAAUACAGAAUAAUAGAUAAAAAUAUAUCAAUCACAGUGAAAAGUUGAGUGGUCAGGAAAAAAGAAAAAUGGACCUGGAAAAUGAUUAAAAAUGUCCACAAUAGGCUAAUAAAAAGUUUUUAUUCCAAUCUUGGUAUAAGAUUCUUAUUUUUCAUUGAUAUUUUCAUUGUUUUUGUCGUUUUUCUUCGUUAUUUCAGUUUUCUUGUUUUCACUAUUUUUGGUCACUAAUAUCCCUAUAACUUUUUUAUUUAUUAUCCAAACCUCACCAAAUUUUCACAGUAUGUUCAGUGACCAAUAAUAAACAUUUGAAUAACCUAGAAUUAAGAUAACUAUCUUAGAAAAGAAAAUAUGUAAAAAAGAAUUCACCCACACCCCUAUUUUUUGCAUAAAAAAUGGGGUCACAAUUUCUGACCCUGUAAAUUUAUAACCAGUCAUUACAUCAAAAAGUCCUGUUAUACAAAGUUUUAUUAUAGGUUAAAUAAUCUAUGUUUAAAAUCUGAUAGCAAUAACUUAAUAUUUGUAAAAGCCUUAGUGUUUUAAAACACACUAAAAAAAUAAAAAUGGCGGAGGUUUUUAUGGGCUACAAAGGCAACCAAUGGAAAUUUUUUUUUUUUAAAACCUGUUUUGUACCUCCAUUUCAAUACCAAAUAAGGUGUAGUUAAAAAAAAUCCUAUAUGAAGCCAAACAAAAAUUUUAGAUUUUUCACCCACACCUCCCCUUAAAAAUAUUAAAUUACUUCAAUAUUUCUCAAUUUACAAAAAAUACUAGACUAUUUGUAAUAUGUCCUUGUUGCUCUAAUUUUUUUAUUAUUCAUAUUUUUGUAUUAAAACAUUUUGAAGCAUAUCUUAAUUUUGUAGUUCUGCAAGGAAAGAUUAGAAUGCUAUCAUUAAUUUUUUUUCUUCUAUGUUUAAAUUAUUAUUUUAUCAAUAAAAAGUAUCUCUUAUUUACUAGAAUGAGGUAUCAUGUGGAAUUUUAACUAUGUGUCUUAAGUUGAGGAAUCUAACUCUACCAUUCUAUUUUCCCGCAUAGAUUCGAGAAUAUCGACCAGAAAUCAACAAAUAUCAAGGAGAAGCAUCCGGCAUUAGGGCUGGAAUCAUCCGAAGUGUUCGACUAAAGUAGCGGACUGAGAGUGAUUAGAAGUGCAUGAUUGAAAAUAAUUGACUUGUGGUUACGAUGAGUGAAUGGAAUGCAUGGUAUAAGUAAUGAAAUAAUGUGUUGAAAUGCAAAUUUAAUUAUAUUUAGAUCCUAAAAAUUAUGAAAUAAACAAAUUAGGAAGACAGAAUUAUUUUUUUGGUCCUUUUUCCCCACUCAAGAUCCCCAUGUAGAUGGAAAAACUGGGAAAAUGUCAGGAAUUCAUUUAACAAUUAUCUGGCUGGUCUGGAAUUUUUUAAUUCAAAAAAGAUAAUAACAAUAAUUUUGGAUCCCAAAAUGGCCUAACAUUUCUAUUCUAACCCUGCUGUCCUUUAUCAAUAGGAUUUUGUGAAAUGGCAGUGGAUACCCUUAACUGCACAUGUGCUUAACUACUAGUUUCGGAUAUCAAACUCAAACUAUUAAUUUUCCUUGCAAGAAGAAAACAUUGACUCCUUAUAUAAAAAGAUGUUUUAAACUGGUAGCUAUAUGCAUGUUCUAGAAUCCCACUCCUCUGUACUUUUAAAUGCAACAACUUUUCAAGUCUAAAUUGAAAAUUAAUAUGUAUUUACAUGUAUAGACCUUUAUUGGUUAAUUUUGUCAAUCUGUGUUGUAUUUCAAUAUUGUUUUUACUUUUAAAAUUUCAUGCUUCCCAUUUUCAUAUCAUCAACUUAACCAUGACAUUGCAAAAGGGAGGACAUUAUUUGUUUUUUAGUUGUGAGAAAGGAGGAGAUUUUGUUUUUAAAAAACAGUGGGAACCAUGUCUCCUCCACCUUUGCAUUUAGUAAGUUUUGCCACCAUUCACUUCCCUGAAGUAUCAAGGCGGGCAGAUUUGAAUAUUGAGUAAGAUUUACACCAUUCACUUCUCUGAAUUACUGAGGCACGCACAGAGAUGAAGAUGUGUUGACAAACUUAACACUUCCAAUUAUGAAUUUCCUCCUCAAAUUCAUGAAUGUUUUUUUAAAUUUUAAAGCUGUUUAAAAUGAAUUCUACAUUUUGUUAAAGUGUUUUCUCAAAAUUGAUUAUAUUAUUAUUAAAU